UGCAUGAGAAGGCGCCUAUAUUCCCUGUCAUCUCCGUUACACCUGAUUGGACUGGAUUGGUCACUCGAAGCUAUUCAGAGCAAUUCGUAGCUGUCAAACUGUCAAACUGUAUGUUUUGUUUUCGUUUAUAACGUGGAGGUUUUCUGAAUAAGGAUUUACAGAAGUAAUUGGAAGGAACCUUGGAAAAAUGCAUAAUGGACUGUGAAUAUGGGUUGAAGUAAAAUCCUUAUAACCCUUGAGAUACGCAUUUCUCGUCGAGAUUUUUCAAUAAAAUCACUUACAUAUAACGAAGAAGCUCUUCGGGUUGCUAAUACAAGCACGGUAACAUGAAGAUUCAUCAUUAAAACAGAAUGAAUGUCAUCAAAUAGAGAUAGACUUUAUUGAAGUUGAGUCGAAAUUUUGUCAAAGUUUCUUCAGUGUUAUGUACAUAUUACUGCUCAGCUAGGCGGUAAUAUUCAACAUCCAGAAUAUGCUUAUCCUCAAGGUUGGCUGUACAAUGAGUAUCCUUAUAGCACUGUUGCAUUGGUAUGACAUGGCAUGGUGCUCAAUCUAUGGAUCUAUCACAAUUUGGUGCUGUUUAUUAGGCCCUUUAUUAGUUAUUUUGAUCCAUAUAGCCUUAUCUCCACGGCAUCAAACAGGAUUGGGCAUUGGCAAGACCGUGGCUGAAAUGGAUGCUUUCCGAAAUAUGCUUAUGUAUAUCGUAUUACAGAAGGGAUAUGAACCAAAGCUCUCUGCUAACCUAAAGCAGAUUCGUUAUCCUGUAGUCUUUACCAGACUCGUGGAUGGAGCUUUGCAGAACCUCUUGGAUUUGGCCUUUAGAGAUUUUGUGGGUUCUUGGUUGCGUGAGCUAGCACUUGGAUCGGACUCAAUAACAGAUUGCAUGAAGCAAGAUGUUUGGGGAGCCAUCCAAAGCUUCCAUGAUCGUUUAUUUCGAGUGGAUCACACAAAACUUGUUGCAUGUAGCAUCGUUAACAAAGUUACAUUUCAUUUCGAGAAAAUUAGAAUUGCUCAAGCUGCUGCGUCAGAGGGUGAGGAUCCAAUAUUUAUUUUAUCAGCCCAUCUGAUGUCACAUACCGCGGAAUUGGAAUACCUGAGAAAAGUGAGCGAGGUGUGCAUUAUGUUUUUUCUGCCUCGCAGCUAUUCUCUUUCUCCAGCAAAAUUUCUUUUAAGAGAAGUAAUAACAUAUAAAAUAUUAAAGCCGGCGAUAGACAUGAUAACGGACCCCGACUACAUCAACCAAAAGAUCCUAAUGUACAUUGAGCAGCAACAGAUGGCUGAGGCGAUGCACAGGAAAACAUAUGAAUACGCUGAGUCCUUCGAGGAUUUUAUACGUAUGAUAAAAAGCUCAAAGGACCUAGAGGUUCUCAAACAUAUAAGAUACAACAUAGUCACGGAAAUAAUGCAAGCGACUACUGUUCAGAACGUCAAGAGAGCACAGGGUUUGGAUGCCGAGAAUAAUACUUUUGGAAAGUCGGACGCUGUGCAAGCGAGAAAGCUCAAAAGAUACAUAAGCCAAUUGACCUACGCAAAGAACACUUGCGAGUGUCACAUGCAGAGUCUUGGUUGGGACGGAUAUCCCAUACAAGAGAGCGACAUCUCUAAUCCAACGGCGAUCGCUGAAGGGAGAGUGCUCCCGCUCCAGACAAUCCUUGACAAUGUCAUCGGCCGCAGAUACCUUUCUCAAUUUCUCGAACAGGUUGCCAGCCAAGGACUGAUCGGUUAUUGGGCGGCCGUUCAGGAACUUCGAGCCGCUGAGAGGUCCAACUGGCAUCAGCUGGGUGCUGAGAUAUUCUAUACGUAUAUCAGAUCGCCCACGGCCGAGAUUAAGGUCGACAAGAAUGUGCGCAAGAGAAUGGAAAGUUUCCUACUGGGCGAUAAAGGACCCGAUGUCUUUUACGAGGUUCAAGAGAAUGUCGUAAAAACACUCGAAGAAAAGUACUAUCCGUCUUUUUUGGUGAGCGAGCAGUAUAAGAAGAUGCAGGAGGCUCUGCUGAACGAGAGAGCGGAUGGAUUGAUGGAAGAUCGGCAGAUGGUCGACGGAACAAUAUCCGAUUCAUCCUCGUUACUGGUCGGUGAACAUUCCAACUACGCGCGCAGUAAGCUGGAUCAGCUUCAAGAGAAGCUUAACAAUAAGAUGCAAGCUCUUCAAGCGCUACGGUCCUCCCUUAAGCCGGAGAGUCGUGUCCUCAGCAUCCUCGCCAAGGAAGUCGAAUGGCUCCAGGGCGAAAGACGGCAGUUGGAGGCUCAUUUGACUCACACGGAAAUGUGGGCUGAACAUUUGGGACACUGGCGCGCUGAUGUGCAAAGCGCUGAGACGCCUGAGAAUGGGGAACCACCGCAGUUUGUACUCGUGGUGCACAUGGCGGAGGACGAGGCCAACGAGGAGAGUAUAUCCACGGGAUGGGUGGUUUUGAGAAAGCUUCCAGAAUUUCAGGAACUUCAUAGGAAAUUACGGCAACUCUGUGCGAAUGUAAAAACUCUCGAGCUGCCGUCGCAACCACUUAAAUUUUUCGGUAAAUCCGACAAAAAUACUCUCGACAAAGCCCGAAUGCAGAUUCAAAAAUAUUUAACCUUCGUCCUCGAAGAUGAACGAUUGAAUCAGAGUGAAGCGCUCUAUGCAUUCCUCAGCCCCAGCUCGGAACAUUUAAAACACACGGCACCUUCGCCGAAGAAAUCACGUUUCUCAUUAUCGACACUCUUCAAAUCGGGAUCCAGUGGCAGUGGAGAAUCUCGUGAAAAGGAAGAAGAGGAGGAUUAUUCGCUUCUUCUCGACGACGGAGAAUCCGGAAGAACGUCAACAGACGGUUGCUUUGGUUCAGGAAAGGAUGCGAUUGCAGAACCACUUUACGCUCUCCUAGGGGAAGUUUUUGAUCUGCGAGGAGUUUUUCGGUGGCUUAGAAAAUCGCUCAUAACCUUCGUUCAAAUUACCUACGGUCGCACAAUUAACAGACAAGUCAGAGACACCGUUACUUGGGUAUUCUCUGAGCCGAUGCUACAUUACUAUAUCCAAUUGUUUACAAAGUCUUGGUGGCCCAACGGGCAGCUUGCCUCGGAGGCUCAGAUGCGCACCGAUGAAGAGAAGUUGAAAACACGAGGUGAAGCACGCAGGCAAUUCUUGACUAACGUACCUGAAGUCCUAACGAAUCUUGUCGGAGCACAGAGCGCUCAGCGCGGUGCCACCAAAGUCUUUGAUACACUGCAAAACGUAAACCUCAACAAGCAACUUUUUUAUGACAUCUUUGAAGUGUUGAUGUACGAAGUCUUUCCAGAGUUGCAUCACAAAUAGAAGGAUGACUAAGAACGAAAUAAAGGUCUGAUGCGAAUGAAUAAGAUAUUGACGUUGGAAUGAAUUGUCUCACUGAAAAAUCUACGUGAUCUUUAGAAGAGGCUAAAAUGAAGCAGGCCAGGCAUGCGAAUUUGGGCCAUUCGAAAUUUGGCUAUUGUACAUUUGCUGAAAUCGCUUAAACUGUCAUUCGCAGUACGUAUUUUAAUGAAUCGUCUAACAUGAAAAAUAAGUAAAUGACUUGUUGGUAGACAAUGCUGACUAUAUCGUAAUUGAAAUCUGUAUUAAGCACAAACAAUUAUUGUCCCAUGGGACAUAGAUAAUAGAUGAAGAUAACAAAUAAACAGCAAAGAAACCGAG
This is a messenger RNA of Cephus cinctus (wheat stem sawfly), 3643 nucleotides long. Its product is annotated as sorting nexin-25. The record is from RefSeq and is a predicted model, not a curated record. Gene Ontology annotation, cellular component: intracellular membrane-bounded organelle. Gene Ontology annotation, molecular function: phosphatidylinositol binding. Bases 470 to 3286 code for a protein of 938 amino acids. Lineage: Eukaryota; Metazoa; Arthropoda; Insecta; Hymenoptera; Cephidae. The transcript is spliced from 9 exons.